AUGAAAUCCGCUCCCUUGUUGCUCGCCAGUCUGGCUAGUCUGGCUUUUGCGGGGCCGAUUCGCGAGCGACAAAAUACGCCGACGAACAAGCCAAAGAAGGAGUGCGCUGCUGAACAUGGCCCGGGAGUUGUCAGCACGAAUGCCGAUGUCACAAAGAAUGGCACGCCCCUGGAACUGGCACCUGCUGUUGACGACGGUGUAACGCCUGCUUCAAUAAAGGCAGUCGAAGAGUUCUGCAGUUACGUCGCUAGGGCUGGGGGGAAUUGCAAUAAUACCUUCGAAUUUUGCUAUGGAAAUGUAGGCCACGAGGGCUUUACCUUCGAAGUCCUUCAGUGCCUCAAGAAGUACUAUCCGGACAUAUCCUCUCCCGCCACUCCCGCUCAGCCAAGCGAGACAGCAACAUCAAGCUAA
Messenger RNA from Metarhizium album ARSEF 1941, 411 nucleotides. RefSeq lists its product as uncharacterized. Lineage: Eukaryota; Fungi; Ascomycota; Sordariomycetes; Hypocreales; Clavicipitaceae. The coding region runs from base 1 to 411 and encodes 136 amino acids. The record is from RefSeq and is a predicted model, not a curated record. The transcript has a single exon.